AUGUUCUUUAACCUUCUAUCAUCCACUCUGCUGCUGGCAGCAACUACCUCUGCCCUUCCCGCCGAGGUAGAGCCCCGAGCAACAAACCAGUAUCUCACAAACUCACACACUGCCAUCACCGAACUUCAAACCUUCUACAACUCUCCUCGUCCCGGCUUCUGGAGCGCAGGCUGGUGGAACACUGCCAACUGCCUCACUCUCCUCGCCGAUCUGCGCGCCAAAGACAGUUCUUCAUUCUUGACAUCCAUCACCGAUGGCCCCAAUGGCGUCUUCAAACACACGCUCAGCAGUCAAGGCAAAGACAGCACUGGGGCCCUCAACUGGGACGACUUUNUUGACGACCAGUUGUGGUGGGUAGUUGCCUUGAUCAAGACCUACGAUGUCACCAAAGACACCAGCUAUCUGAUUACUGCAAACGAGACCUUCACUUCCGUCAAUCUAAACAACAAGCCUGCCAAUAACCCUUGUGGCGGUCUCGCCAACGCAUACCCUCACGAGCAAUAUCUGGUAAAAAGCAGCACAAUCGCCACAGUCCUAUACGUAGAAGCCGCAGCUCUCCUCGCCGUCCGCUACCCAUCCCAAAGCAAAUACUUCAUCAACCUCGCCAAAACCCAAUGGAGCUGGCUCUCCGAAAACAUUCUCAUCGAUGGCAUAAUGCAAGGAGAUGCUUUGACCGGUUCCCCGCCUUCUUGUGGCAACAACCACGCCUUCUUGACUUAUAUCGAGGGAGUAGCCCUGCAAGCACUGGUUGCCCUCUACCACGCCACUAACGAUGCCUCUUACCUCACCACCGCCGACACCCUAGCCACAAAGCUGCUUUCGGGUAAAUACGGCAUGAUGGACACCAACAAGAUCGCCCAAGAAUUCUGCGAUGUGGAUUCAUCCUGCAACCCCGAUACCGCACAAUUCAAGGGUGUUAUGAUGAGAGGAUUGCGUACCUUGCGCGAUGCAAAGCCUUCUGCCGCUGGAGGACAAAUCCAAGGUUUCUUGACCAAGAAUGCAGAUUCCAUUUGGGCGAACAGCAGACAGAGUGGCACGAAUCUGCUGGGAGAAAAGUGGGCGGGUCCGUUUGCGCUUGGGAGCAGUCAGGCGUUACAGUUGAGUAGCCAUAGUUCGGCUACUAUGGCUUUGGUGCAGGCGGCUUUGGCUAGCAUGUAA
Aureobasidium vineae is the source of this 1158-nucleotide messenger RNA. The record is from the annotation of a GenBank genome assembly. Lineage: Eukaryota; Fungi; Ascomycota; Dothideomycetes; Dothideales; Saccotheciaceae.